GUUGCAAGCUUCUAAGGGAAACUGAAACCAUAAGCCAGUAAAUCGAAAGUAAAUGUCCUACGUUAUUGUUCGACAUCUUUUAAAGAAAGAAAUUAACUACAUAUAUCCGACGGAUGUAGAUUUAUUCUGAAGCUCCAACAAGAUGUCGAGUGAAAUGGAUUGUGGUGACACUCCGAAGCUCUCAGAGUUGAGGAUUGUGUUAAUCGGAUGUCAAUAUUCUGGAAAGAGUUCUGCAGGAAACAUCAUCCUUAACACUGAAGAGUUUGACCUGAAGAGAACUGCUCAGUGUGUGAAGAGACAGAGAGAAGUAGCAGACAGACACAUCACUGUCAUAGAAGCUCCAGGAUGGUGGAGUACUGUACCUGUUGAUCAGAGCCCUGAGUUACUGAAACAAGAGAUUUUACUCAGUGUAUCUCUGUGUCCUCCAGGACCUCAUGUUGUUCUACUGGUUAUACGUGUGGACACUAGAUUUAAAGAUGACGAGAGAAAAGUAUUUCAGGGUUAUGUGGAUCUUCUCGGUGAGAGAGUCUGGAGUCACACUAUUGUGCUCUUCACUCAUGGAGACUUUCUAGGAGACACAUCUAUAGAGCAACACAUUGAGAGAGAAGGAGAGGAUCUCCAGUGGCUGGUGGAGAAAUGUGGGAACAGAUAUCAUGUUCUCAACAAUAAGAACAGAAGUGAUGACACUCAGAUCAAAGAUCUGCUGGAGAAGAUAGAAGAGACAGUGACAGAAAACAAAGGCUGCCAUUUUGAAAUAGACAGAAAGAUUUUACAGGAGCUGGAGGAGAAAAGAAGAGCAGAGGAAGAGAGAGCAGAAGAACGAGUGAAGAGGAUGAAGAAACAGAGAGAGAUGAUCAGAUCUCAGAUGGGUGAGAAGCUCUCAGAGUUGAGGAUUGUGUUAAUGGGGGAUAAAUAUGCUGGGAAGAGUUCAUCAGGAAACAUCAUACUGAACAGAGAAGAGUUUGACCUGAAGAGAACUGCUCAGUGUGUGAAGAGACAGAGAGAAGUAGCAGACAGACACAUCACUGUCAUAGAAGCUCCAGGAUGGUGGAGUACUGUACCUGUUGAUCAGAGCCCCGAGUUACUGAAACAAGAGAUUUUACUCAGUGUGUCUCUGUGUCCUCCAGGACCUCAUGUUGUUCUACUGGUUGUACGUGUGGACACUAGAUUUAAAGAUGACGAGAGAAAAGUAUUUCAGGGGUUUGUGGAUCUUCUCAGUGAGAGAGUCUGGAGUCACACUAUAGUGCUCUUCACUCAUGGAGACUUUCUAGGAGACACAUCUAUAGAGCAACACAUUGAGAGUGAAGGAGAGGAUCUCCAGUGGCUGGUGGAGAAAUGUGGGAACAGAUAUCAUGUUCUCAACAAUAAGAACAGAAGUGAUGACACUCAGAUCAAAGAUCUGCUGGAGAAGAUAGAAGAGACUGUCACACAAAACAACGGCUGCCAUUUUGAAAUAGACAGAAAGAUUUUACAGGAGCUGGAGGAGAAAAGAAGAGCAGAGGAAGAGAGAGCAGAAGAACGAGUGAAGAGGAUGAAGAAACAGAGAGAGAAGAUCAGAUCACAGAUGAGUGAGAAGCUCUCAGAGUUGAGGAUUGUGUUAAUGGGUUAUAAAGUAGCUGGAAAGAGUUCAUCAGGAAACAUCAUCCUGAACAGAGAAGAGUUUGACCUGAAGACAACUGCUCAGUGUGUGAAGAGACAGAGAGAAGUAGCAGACAGACACAUCACUGUCAUAGAAGCUCCAGGAUGGUGGAGAAAUGUUCCUGUAGAUCAGAGCUCUGAGUUACUGAAACAAGAGAUUUUACUCAGUGUAUCUCUGUGUCCUCCAGGACCUCAUGUUGUUCUACUGGUUGUACGUGCAGACAUUAGAUUUAAAGAGGAUGAGAGAAAAGUAUUUCAGGGGUAUGUGGAUCUUCUCAGUGAGAGAGUCUGGAGUCACACUAUAGUGCUCUUCACCUUUGGAGACUUUCUAGGAGACACAUCUAUAGAGCAACACAUUGAGAGUGAAGGAGAGGAUCUCCAGUGGCUGGUGGAGAAAUGUGGGAACAGAUAUCAUGUUCUCAACAAUGAGAACAGAAGUGAUGACACUCAGAUCAAAGAUCUGCUGGAGAAGAUAGAAGAGACAGUGACACAAAACAACAGCUGCCGUUUUGAACUUUUACAGAAGGUGAAGGAGAAAAGAAGAGCAAAGGAAAAUAAAGCAGAAUCACAGAUGAUGAGUGAGGAUGAGAUGUUUGACACAGUCUCUCUGAGAAGUUCUGCUUAUGGUUCAUUCAGAUCUCGUCCAGGUGCAGACAAAAGUUCGCUGAUGUUUGCAUCAUCACACUCUCUAGACUCUCCUCUCUCAUUUGCUGAUGGAUCAUACAACAAGAAAUUACAAAAACCAUUCAGGAGUGAAGAUGAGAUGUCUGAUUCAAUCUCUGGAAGUUCUGGAUCUAGUUCAUUAAGAUCUCGAUCAAGUGACAACAGUUCAAUUUUUGCAUCAACACGCUUCCGUGACUCCAAAGAUUCACCUCCUAAUUUUGCAAAGGGAUCUGUAUCCUCCACUCCUCAGUCUGUGGAACAUUCACAAAUCAAAACAACAAAGAAACCAUCCAGGAUCUUAAAAAUAUUAAGAGGCAAACAGAAGAACAGCUUUCUCAAGCAAUUUAAAGAGGAUGAGAGAAAAGUAUUUCAGGGUUAUGUGGAUCUUCUCGGUGAGAGAGUCUGGAGUCACACUAUAGUGCUCUUCACUCAUGGAGACUUUCUAGGAGACACAUCUAUAGAGCAACACAUUGAGAGUGAAGGAGAGGAUCUCCAGUGGCUGGUGGAGAAAUGUGGGAACAGAUAUCAUGUUCUCAACAAUAAGAACAGAAGUGAUGACACUCAGAUCAAAGAUCUGCUGGAGAAGAUAGAAGAGACAGUGACACAAAACAACGGCUGCCAUUUUAACACAGAAAAGUUUUUACAUGACCUGAAACAGAGACGGAAAGCAGAGAAACAGACUCGAAAAGAACAAAUGAGGAUGAUGCAGAAAUCUAAAGAGUUUGACAGAUUACAGAUGACGAGUGAGAAGCUCUCAGGGUUGAGGAUUGUGUUAAUGGGGUAUAAAGGAGCUGGAAAGAGUUCAUCAGGAAACAUCAUCCUGAACAGAAAAGAGUUUGACCUGAAGAGAACUGCUCAGUGUGUGAAGAGACAGAGAGAAGUAGCAGACAGACACAUCACUGUCAUAGAAGCUCCAGGAUGGUGGAUUAAUGUUCCUGUAGAAGAGAGCUCUGAGUUACUGAAACAAGAGAUUUUACUCAGUGUGACUCUGUGUCCUCCAGGACCUCAUGUUGUUCUACUGGUUAUACGUGCAGACAUUAUAUUUAAAGAGGACAAGAGAAAAGUAUUUCAGGGUUAUGUGGAUCUUCUCGGUGAGAGAGUCUGGAGUCACACUAUAGUGCUCUUCACUCAUGGAGACUUUCUAGGAGACACAUCUAUAGAGCAACACAUUGAGAGUGAAGGAGAGGAUCUCCAGUGGCUGGUGGAGAAAUGUGGAAACAGAUAUCAUGUUCUCAACAAUAAGAACAUAAGUGAUGACACUCAGAUCAAAGAUCUGCUGGAGAAGAUAGAAGAGACAGUCACACAAAACAACGGCUGCCAUUUUGAAAUAGACGGAAACAUUUUACAGGAGCUCUGCCAUUUUGAAAUAGACAGAAACAUUUUACAGGAGCUGGAGGAGAAAAGAAGAGCAGAGGAAGAGAGAGCAGAAGAACGAGUGAAGAGGAUGAAGAAACAGAGAGAGAUGAUCAGAUCACAGAUGAGUGAGAAGCUCUCAGAUUUGAGGAUUGUGUUAAUGGGGUGUAGAAGAGAUGGAAAGAGUUCAUCAGGAAACAUCAUCCUGAACAGAGAAGAGUUUGACCCGGAGAGAACUGCUCAGUGUGUGAAGAGACAGAGAGAAGUAGCAGACAGACACAUCACUGUCAUAGAAGCUCCAGGAUGGUGGAUUAAUGUUCCUGUAGAUCAGAGCUCUGAUUUACUGAAAGAAGAGAUUUUACUCAGUGUGUCUCUGUGUCCUCCAGGACCUCAUGUUGUUCUACUGGUUAUACGUGCAGACAUUAUAUUUAAAGAGGAUGAGAGAAAAGUGUUUCAGGGAUUUGUGGAUCUUCUCGGUGAGAGAGUCUGGAGUCACACUAUAGUGCUCUUCACUGAUGGAGACUUUCUAGGAGAGACAUCUAUAGAGCAACACAUUGAGAGUGAAGGAGAGGAUCUCCAGUGGCUGGUGGAGAAAUGUGGGAACAGAUAUCAUGUUCUCAACAAUAAGAACAGAAGUGAUGACACUCAGAUCAAAGAUCUGCUGGAGAAGAUAGAAGAGACAGUCACACAAAACAACGGCUGCCAUUUUGAAAUAGACAGAAAGAUUUUACAGGAGCUGGAGGAGAAAAGAAGAGCAGAGGAAGAGAGAGCAGAAGAACGAGUGAAGAGGAUGAAGAAACAGAGAGAGAUGAUCAGAUCACAGAUGAGUGAGAAGCUCUUAGAGUUCAGGAUUGUCUUAAUGGGGUAUAAAGGAGCUGGGAAGAGUUCAUCAAGAAACAUCAUCCUGAACAGAGAAGAGUUUGACCUGAAGAGAACUGAUCAGUGUGUGAAGAGACAGAGAGAAGUAGCAGACAGACACAUCACUGUCAUAGAAGCUCCAGGAUGGUGGAAGAAUGAACCUGUAGAAGAGAGCCCUGAGUUACUGAAACAAGAGAUUUUACUCAGUGUGUCUCUGUGUCCUCCAGGACCUCAUGCUGUUCUACUGGUGAUACCUGUGGAAACUAGAUUUAAAGAGGAAGAUAGAAAAGUACUUCAGGGGUAUGUGGAUCUUCUCAGUGAGAGAGUCUGGAGUCACACUAUAGUGCUCUUCACUCAUGGAGACUUUCUAGGAGACACAUCUAUAGAGCAACACAUUGAGAGAGAAGGAGAGGAUCUCCAGUGGCUGGUGGAGAAAUGUGGGAACAGAUUUCAUGUUCUCAACAAUAAGAACAGAAGUGAUGACACUCAGAUCAAAGAUCUGCUGGAGAAGAUAGAAGAGACAGUGACGCAAAACAACGGCUGUCAUUUUGAAAUAGACAGAAAGAUUUUACAGGAGCUGGAGGAGAAAAGAAGAGCCGAGGAAGAGAGAGCAGAAGAACUAGUGAAGAGGAUGAAGAAACAAAGAGAGAUGAUCAGAUCACAGAUGAUGAGUGAGGAUGAGACGUCUGAUACAGACUCUUUGGGAAGUUUUGAUUAUGGUUCUUUCAGUUCGCUAUCAGUAAGUGGAGAAAAUAUAUCUGAUACAGUCUCUCUGAGAACUUCUGGUUAUGGUUCAUUCAGAUCUCAAUUAGACAACAGCUCAAUUUUCGCAUCAUCACGCUCUAUAGACAGACCUAUCAGCUUUGGAAAUGGAUCAAUAUAUAACAGGGUUAUAGGACAAAAAUGUGUGAGUGAGGAUGAGAUGUGUGAUCCAGCCUCUCUGAGAAGUUCUGUUUCUGGGUCAUUCAGAUCUCGAUCAGAUGCAGACAUGUUUGCAUCAUCACACUCUAAAGACAAACCUAUCAGCUUUAAAAGUGGAUCUGUAAACCCCACUUCUGACUCUCUGGAACAUUCAGGAAAGGAAGCUCAGAGAACUGAUCCAUGAUCUCACAAUUAUUAAGAAGACCCGAGCAGAAUCAGUGAUCAGUAAAAAUACUGGCAAUGUGACAUUAGUCAUCAAUUAAGUAUAUGACUUGUACAUAUUGUAAAAAGAAAUCGAGUGUAACGUAACACUUUAUUUUACAGUGCCUUUGUUACACAUGUUACAUGUAUUUACUAAACAUUUUACAUAAUUACUUUUAUCCAACCUCACAGUAAGAACAUGUAGUUCAUUAUUAUUACUCAGUACUUAAAUAUAUACAAAGUAUUACAUUAUAACAUGAGACACUUUAAAUAAAGUCUAAGCUUGGUGUGAAUUGCAUUAUUAUAUUCAAAUGAUAAAAUAUGAUUGAAUUGAUGAAAUGUGAAACAAUGCGAAUUACUGUACAAAAUAUCAAAAUUCAGUGUCAAGUGUCCAUAUAACAAGUGAUAAUGACAUUGAUUACAGAAAUUUCAAGUCCUCUUUAAGGUUUAAGUGUCAAGGGGAAAGACAAGAACUAUUGAAAUCUCAAUCAGUGUUAUUGUUUGUGUAUGGACACUUGAGGUGUUUGGUUCUUUAGGAAUGAAGCCAUUAAAGCAUAGUUUUGAAAAAUGUUGCCAUACUAACUUAAGACAUAAAAUGUCUGAUUAUAGGAUGUUUACAGUUUUGUUUAAUCUUUGAGCUUUAAUUUAAUAUUUUAUCAAGUAAUGAUAUGCAUAAGUUGAAAUUUACCUGACUGUAAUUUUGAGCAUUUGUUAUUUUAUUGCUAUUGUUAUUUUUUUUACUUAUUAACCAGAUAAAUUGACUUUCUAAACUGUUGUUUCAAAUCUGUAACAAUCAGCUGACUGUCAAAUUCCACCUCCAUUUUAUAUGAUAUAAUAAAAUACUGUACUCUUGA
Triplophysa dalaica is the source of this 6488-nucleotide messenger RNA. RefSeq lists its product as uncharacterized. The coding region runs from base 143 to 5617 and encodes 1824 amino acids. The record is from RefSeq and is a predicted model, not a curated record. NCBI's taxonomy places the organism in Eukaryota, Metazoa, Chordata, Actinopteri, Cypriniformes, Nemacheilidae. Gene Ontology annotation, molecular function: GTP binding. The transcript is spliced from 14 exons.